CCUCAACACUCUUCCUUUAGUUUUAAGCUUUGGGGGUCUCUUUUUUCUUUUAAAUGUUUCAACCAUGGCAUUUGAUGGUGGGGUGGGUUUCAAGUUGUUCAUGGACAGCCAAGCUGAUUUGUCAUUGGAGAUUAGGAAGACGAAGCUUAGUGGAUUGCAAAAGAGAGAGGCACUUGAAAAAGAGGUUUCCAUGCUUCAAAAUAUGCUAAAUCAAGAAGAAAAAAUGCAUGAGAUUCUUACACAAUUUCAGCUUCAAGAGGAUGGCUCUUCCAUCUCUAUCCCAGAUUUCCUCCCUCCAAAAAUGAAGGAGCUAUUAACAGAGCUGGCUAUGGUAGAAAGUGAGAUAGCUCAUUUAGAAACCCAAAUAAGCCAGCUUAAACAUGGUCUAAACCAAGAACAUGAAGUCAUCAUCACAAAGGGAAAGACGCCAUCAAAACAAAAGAAUCCCAUAAUGCAAGAUCAACAAGAAAAUGUGGUUUUUGAGACCAAGGCUUUGCAUUUCAUUAGCAAAGCUAUGAAAGGUGAUUAUACUCUUAGUGACUUCAUGAGCCUAAAUGAGACAAUGGGGAAUUCAGGAGCACUAUUCCAAGAGAAGAUCCCGAAGAAAAGUGGUUACUUCAAGACAAGGGAAAGUAUUGUAGAGGCCAACUUGGACCUACCACCAAAAUCACCAUCUAGCGCACUUAUUGUAGAAAAGAAUAGCCAAAAUUGGCAUCCCAACAAGUUAUCAGAGAACAUCAUGAAAUGUUUGCACUUCAUUUUUGUGAGGUUACUUAGAACAUCAAGAGCAAUGGAGCUAGAGAAGUCAAGCAAUGUUACUAGGUCUAUGAACACUCCAUUAAGCUCAAGAAGCUUUAGGGUAGAAAAUACCUUGAAUCCCAAGUCAAAUCCACAAAAGAAAUUAAGGCAACAAGAUCCUUAUGGUAUUUUCAAUAUGGAAGGGUCUAUUCCAAGGGACAUUGGUCCUUAUAAGAACCUUGCCAUGUUCACAUCAAGCUCUAUGGACCCGAACUGCAUUUCGACUUCGAGUUCUAUUCCUUUACUUAAAAAGCUAAGGGUCUUGAUGAGCAAUCUCCAGAAAGUGGAUUUAAGGGUAUUAACUUACCAGCAGAAACUGGCAUUUUGGAUCAACAUGUACAACGCCUGUAUUAUGCAUGGAUACCUCCAAUAUGGUCUACCUGAUACUUCUGAAGGUCUUUUGGCUAUGACGAACAAGGCAACUCUCGAUGUCGGAGGUAACAAAAUAAGUGCUCAAGCAAUGGAGCAUCACAUUUUGGGGAAACAAUCAACAGGUUUAAAGAUACAAGAGGGUAGUGACAAAGAAGACGACAGAGAAGCCACCAUUCGGAAGCUUUACGGACUUGAAUUGACCGACCGAAACGUCAUGUUCGCUCUAUGUUGCGGAACUCGAUCUUCACCAGCAGUGAGAAUAUACACCGGUGAUGGAGUUUCAGCUGAGUUAGAGAAAUCAAAACAGGAGUACUUGCAAGCAUCAAUAAUGGUGAGCAAUACAAAAAAGAUUGCAUUCCCAGAACUGUUGCUGAACAACAUGUUUGAUUUUGCUGUGGAUAUGAACUCAUUGGUUCAAUGGGUUUGCCAACAAUUACCCACUUCUGGUUCGUUAAGGAAAUCAAUGGUGGAUUGUUAUAGGAACCAUAAUGCUGGCAAAACAUCAUCUUCCAUUAGUGUUGAGAAAAUACCAUAUGACUUUGAAUUCCAAUAUCUGCUAGCUAUGUAAACAAAUUUUCCUUUCGUUUGUUUGGCAUGAAAGAAAAUAUGAGAUUAUUUAUCUGAGAAAAUUUAAGCUUCUUGUUGGCGCCA
Molecule: messenger RNA, 1821 nt
Organism: Gossypium raimondii (Peruvian cotton)
Lineage: Eukaryota; Viridiplantae; Streptophyta; Magnoliopsida; Malvales; Malvaceae
Exons: 10
Coding region: 65-1738 (557 amino acids)
Source: RefSeq, a predicted model, not a curated record